AAUUAUCAGUGAUACUUUGAAGGGUAUUCACUACACUAAUCUAAUGGUACAGACAUUGAUGUCUGAUAAACUUUCGUAAUCCUCACGCGCCCCCAAUGUCGUUUCGAUCUUUCCGCUUCCUCGUGCGCUUCAGUAAACCGCACCACCACCCUCAUCUCUCCACGCACUGUUCCCCACUCUCAUCUCUCCGCGCGCCACCCUGUUCUCCCCACUACCACCAUCCCCAUAUCGACGAACGCCUUGUCCUCGACCAAAUUUCCCACCUUUUCCCUAUUCCCAAUUCCAAAUCCCAAAACCCCGUUUCGAAACCCCUCGAACCGCCGCAACCGGACGCGAAACCGGUGGACGCGUUUUUGCUCCUCGAAGAUAAACUGCGGGGAGUCUUCCUGCAGAAGCUAAAGGGCAAGGCUGCAAUCGAAACCGCUUUGUCCAACGUGUGUGUUGACGUCGACGUUAACGUUCUCGGUAAAGUACUCAACAAUGGGAAUCUCAGUGGUGAAUCCAUGGUCACGUUUUUCAACUGGGCAGUUAAACAACCAGGGGUACCCAAUGAAGUUGGUAGUUACCAUGUGAUUGUUAAGGCACUCGGAAGAAGAAAGUUUUUUGUUUUUAUGAUGAGUGUGUUGUGUGACAUGAGGAAACGUGGCAUUGAUGGUGAUUUGUUGAUGUUGUCUAUUGUUAUUGAUAGUUUUGUUAGGGCUGGUCAUGUGUCUAGGGCAAUUCAGAUGUUUGGGAGCUUGGAUGAUCUCGGGGUUCGGCGUGACACCGAGGCUUUGAACGUGCUUUUGUCGUGUCUUUGUCAUCGUUCUCAUGUCGGUGCUGCCAAUUCUGUGUUGAAUUCGAUGAGGGGGAAGGUGUGUUUUGAUGUUGGUACAUACAAUAUGGUUGCUGGUGGGUGGUCUAAGAUUGGUAAGGUGGGUGAGGUUGAGAGGAUUAUGAGGGAAAUGGAGGCUGAUGGGGUUGGACCCGAUUGUAGGACGUUUGGAUUCCUUAUGGAGAGCUUGGGGAGGGUAGGUAGAAUGGAUGAAGCUGUUGAAGUUUUCUGUGCUAUGAGGGAGAAGAAUUGCCAGCCAGAUACUGCUGCUUAUAAUGCAAUGAUUUUCAAUUUUGUGUCUGUUGGGGAUUUUGAGGAGUGCAUGAAGUAUUAUAAUAUGAUGUUGAGUGAUAACUGUGAACCUGAUCUUGAUACGUUUGUUAUAAUAAUUACUGCGUUUCUCAGAGUGAGGAAAGUUGCUGAUGCGCUUCAGAUGUUUGAUGAGAUGUUGAGGCGAGGUGUUGUGCCGUCUAUUGGGACCAUAACAGCCUUUAUCAAACGAUUGUGUAGCUAUGGUCCACCGUAUGCUGCUUUGGUGAUAUACAAGAAGGCGAGAAAAUCAGGGUGUGUGAUAUCAAUGGAAGCUUAUAAGAUACUGCUUAUGCGGCUUUCUAAGGUUGGAAAGUGUGGAACAUUGUUGAGCAUAUGGGAGGAGAUGCAAGAAUGUGGGUACAGUUCAGAUUUGGAAGUUUAUGAGUACAUCAUUUGUGGUCUUUGCAAUGUUGGACAACUGGAAAAUGCUGUUCUUGUUAUGGAGGAGGCUUUGGGCAAGGGGUUCUGCCCAAGCAGGCUUGUAUAUAGUAAACUGAGCAACAAGCUGCUUGCUACAAAGAAAACUGAGAUGGCUUACAAGCUGUUUUUGAAGAUCAAACAUGCCCGUUCCCUUGACAAUGCGAGAAAUUAUUGGCGUAGUAAUGGUUGGCACUUUUGAACAGUAGUGCUUAUUGGCAGAUCUUACAGAAGGUCGUCUUCUUAGCUUUUGACGUAGCUGGUCUUUGGGCUUGCUUGGACACUUUGAUGGUGAUUCCAGGUGCUUCAAUCUUUCCAGCUUGAUGGGAGGUGGUUGUGUUAAUUAUUUGGAGGAAAAUAUCUUUAAGAAUUUCGAGUUACAAUUUACAACUUGCGUCCAUUCACACCAUAAAUGGAAUCUGGGGAACCUGGAGACAUGAGAGUGGCACUUUAUGCAUAGGCAGGUUGAAGAAUGCAUCACCGUUUCUGCUAUCCUCUGUCACUGUCUAUGCCAGGCAUUUUCCACCUUCAUUGAGUAGCUUUGAAUUGGUUGAGUUUUUGGGACUUAUUGAGUGCAGGUAAGGUCAAUCUCUAGCAGGGUAUCGUGCGGAUUUUAAUACAAAGGCAGGGAAGAAUAGUAGCCAAGUUAAAAGAUAAUCUCAAAAGUCACGUGAUGGAUUUGUAUAACAUUGCAAUGAUGUUGGGAGUUCAAAGAAUGUGAGGUGAAAUUCUACAGUAUACAGGGGAACGUGUUCUGCAGAAAUGUUAAAAUGAAAUGGAUGAUUAGAUUCAAGGCUCAGAAAAAAAAUUCUGGACAUUUUAUUUUAUGAACAACAUUUAGUGAAUUCCUUUGUUCUAUAUUUAAAAUAUUUUUGCUUUCUGUAGCUUAGAGACAAUGAUGGUUAAAGGAUUGUUAGAAA
Molecule: messenger RNA, 2463 nt
Organism: Vigna unguiculata (cowpea)
Lineage: Eukaryota; Viridiplantae; Streptophyta; Magnoliopsida; Fabales; Fabaceae
Product: putative pentatricopeptide repeat-containing protein At5g43820
Molecular function (GO): mRNA binding; protein binding
Source: RefSeq, a predicted model, not a curated record